This is a messenger RNA of Vicia villosa (hairy vetch), 2145 nucleotides long. RefSeq lists its product as uncharacterized. The record is from RefSeq and is a predicted model, not a curated record. NCBI's taxonomy places the organism in Eukaryota, Viridiplantae, Streptophyta, Magnoliopsida, Fabales, Fabaceae. The transcript has 3 exons. The coding region runs from base 241 to 1860 and encodes 539 amino acids.
UUAUGCAUAUAGUUAUUGCUAUUAUCGUUGGAAAUCCACAGGUUGAUAUCGGGACUAUAACCUUGAGAUAGUUGUUCACUUCACUCUUCCCGCUUCGCUUCUUCUAUUGGUUUUUGCCGGUUUUCAACUUUUUGGUGCUACUUUCACAAUCUUUUUUACUCUCACUACAACUCCAUUUCUAUCUCAUUUUAUUCAACACCAAUCCAACCCCUUUUUUCCCCUUCAAAGUCUGCAUUUCUCAUGGAAUAUCAUCAACCCAAAACCGAACCUGGGUUGGGUCUGACUGACCACAAGAACUUGGACGACAUGAGCAUUCGUGAACUGGUUUCGGUGUUGCGUAUUGCGUAUCUAACGGAAGACUUUGAUAGAGUUGAAGAGGUUUUAGUGAGUAGGGAUAAGAGACUGCAUACAGAUAUUCUCCGUCUUCAAGAGAUGGUUGAAUUGGAGAUACUAACGAGACUUCAAGCUGAGGAAGAUUUGAGGAAUAGAGGGAAAAGAGCACAGGAUAAUUAUGAAAAUUUGUUGAAGGAAGUCAAGAAAAAUACUAAUUUAUCAGACAGAGAAACUAUUGUAGAGCUAAGAAAGAAGAAGAAUGAAUUGGAGUUGGAAGUUUGUGAGCUGAGAAAGUUGAAGGAAAAAUGGGUGGAUGAUACCAAUGCUGUUGCUCAGCUUAGAAUCAGAGUUGAUGUUUUGGAAAAUGACAAUAAUGCACUUAGGGUGAAAAAUAGUGAGUUGGAGAAAUCGAUGGAGAAGAAUAGUGAGGCUCUUGCGGACACCGAUGAGCUUUAUCAUUUGGAAAGAAAUGAACCAGCCAGGAAAAGGACUAAGAGUGCUCAAGGUGCUUUAUCAGUGACAAUACAUACUAGAGGGGCUAAGGUUGAUGCUGCCCAUUCUGGACAUGGACACCCUAUUACCUAUUUAUCUAGGGAGUGUACAGCUAGACAUGAACAUACAGUAGAGGAACGACAAGAGAAUGACAACGUUCAUAUGUCUGAGGAGAAUGACAACGUGCAGGAACUAAAGGGAUCACAAAGCAAAGCAAAGAGAAAAAUGUUUGACGACUUCCACUUUAUAUCAUCGGUUCAUCAAGAGCGAUAUUCUAAGUUUUUGGUCAACAAAAAGUUUGUGUUAGAAAAAAAAUUUCAAUUGGAAGGGGACAAGUUCUCGGAUAUUCAUGCAAUGAUAGUAUCGAGAGGAUGGGUGGAAUUGACAUCGUUUGCAAAAGAGGCUAGUACGAAAUUAGCUAAAGAGUUCUUUGCAAAUGCAUAUCAGGAUCCUGCAAAAGGUGGUAAUAAUAAGAAUGAUCUAAGGAAAUUCACUAGUUUUGUCAGAGGGAAGAACGUUCCAUUUCAUGAUAAAGUUAUCAACCAAUUGUUUGGGCUUGAGAACUAUGAGCUCUGUUCCUUUGAAGCAAGAAUGGCCAAGGGCUCUAACAUCAAUCAUCAGGAGAUUCUUAGUACUUUGUGCAGGCCUGAGGUCGAUUGGGUUAGGAACAAAGAUGGAAUACCAAGAUAUCUUCGCACUUCUGACCUCACUCCCAUUGCUAAAACAUGGGCAACAUUUGUUUUGCAUACAUUGCUCUCGUGUUCUAAUCGGUCAGAAUUAACCGUUCUAAAAGCAACCUUCUUAACUGCAAUCGUUAAAGGAGAACCUGUCAAUGUUGGCCGUCUCCUAGCAGAUAGCCUUUGGGACACGGCAAAUUGUUCUUCUUCCAUAAGCUAUGUCAACCAUGCAUCAUUGAUCAGCAAACUCUGUGAAAGGGUGGGGGUGUACCCUAAAAAGAAUGAAGAAAUGGUGAAGCCAUGUGGGCCAAUCACUGCGAAAUGGAUAGAGAAGAAUUGCCUCGUAGCUUAUAAAUAACUGUGGAUCCGCAUGUGCAGCACAACGUUGGUUGUGAUAUUUAAGGUAUACAAUAUAGAGUACGCUGCUACUGAUAUUGGAUAGUGGAUCUGAGAUAGAAUUUAGUGCCUGAAUUUUGCUCCAAAAUGGUUCUAUAUCUAUUUGUAUUAUUUUCUUGGAGUACAGUAAUUUGUUCCAAACAUGCUUUUGCUGCAUUAUCCAUCAUCAUGGUAAAGUUGAAUGGUGCAAUGUUUUUGAAUUAUAUCUGAUUAUAGAUGUAACAUACAAUAUCCUGUAUAUAACUUA